This is a messenger RNA of Heterobasidion irregulare TC 32-1, 990 nucleotides long. RefSeq lists its product as uncharacterized. The transcript has 6 exons. Gene Ontology annotation, biological process: sphingolipid biosynthetic process. The record is from RefSeq and is a predicted model, not a curated record. Gene Ontology annotation, molecular function: 3-dehydrosphinganine reductase activity. Gene Ontology annotation, cellular component: endoplasmic reticulum membrane. Bases 1 to 990 code for a protein of 329 amino acids. Lineage: Eukaryota; Fungi; Basidiomycota; Agaricomycetes; Russulales; Bondarzewiaceae.
AUGUUCGGGAGAUCAGAAUGGAAUCCUUCGAUGAAGCAUUGUUAUAUCACGGGUGGUAGCUCGGGCUUAGGUCUCGCGCUAGCCAAGAUGCUCAGCUCACAAGGGGCACAUGUUUCUAUUGUUGCGCGCGACUCAGAGAAGCUUGCAGAUGCAUUAGCCGAGAUCGAGGGAGUCCGUCAGUCCAAGGACCAGAUACACCAAGCUUUCUCUUUCUCUUUGUUCACGGCCGACGACUCGCGAGCAGCUCUGGAUGCAGCAGCUGCGAAGCAUGGUGGGGUUCCGCCCGACAUCGUCUUUCUAUGCGCUGGGAAGGCCAUUCCAAGGUUUUUUGUAGAGUAUACAGAAGCAGAGCUCGUCGACGGCAUGAAUUACGGAUACUGGGUGCAAGCCUGGACUGCAUGGAUCGUCACCCAACAGAUGGUCGUGCACAAACGCACCGGGUCCAUCAUCUUCGUCUCCUCUACCCUCGGGCUAAUGACCAUACCGGGAUACUCAGGAUACUCCCCCGGCAAACACGCCCUUCGAGGUCUCGCUGAUACUCUUCGCUGCGAACUGCUCCUCUAUGACAUCAAUGUCCAUAUAUUUUUUCCACCAACGAUGUUUACACCUAGCUAUGAGGAGGAGAACAAGAUCAAGCCGAAGAUAACCAAGAAGAUUGAGGAGACUGACGGCGGAUUGACGGCAGAGCAGGCGGCUGCAGGGCUUCUGACCGGCCUUCGGAAAGGCCACGCUCACAUCACUGCUGAUAUGCUGACAGAUUCCUUCCGCGCAUCGACUAGGGGCUCAGCUCCGGCUAACAACUGGAUCCUGGAUGGGCUGAUUGAUCUCGCGUCCAAGAUAUGGGUACCUGUAUGGUCUACCAUCACCGAUCGUCGGGUCAAGGCUCACAAAAGGGAGCAUCAUCAGUACCUGGAGGAUAUCGAUUUUUUUUCGGCGCAAGGGUCGUUGUCUGUGUUCUGUGAAAGCUGGCAAGCGGCGUCUGCUCAUUAG